Messenger RNA from Lachancea dasiensis, 1176 nucleotides. The record is from the annotation of a GenBank genome assembly. Lineage: Eukaryota; Fungi; Ascomycota; Saccharomycetes; Saccharomycetales; Saccharomycetaceae.
AUGACAGUUUUCCCCACCGACAAAUUCGCCACUAAGGCCAUCCACGCGGGUGCCCACACCGACGUGCACGGUUCCGUGAUCGAACCCAUCUCGCUGUCCACCACCUUCAAGCAGCACGCUCCAGCACAGCCAGUCGGUGCAUACGAAUACUCCAGGUCGCAGAACCCUAACCGUAAGAACUUGGAGGACGCCGUCGCCGCUUUAGAAAAUGCCAAAUUCGGGCUGGCCUUCUCUUCCGGUUCGGCCACCACUGCUGUAAUCUUGCAGUCUUUGCCACAGGGUGCGCACGCCGUGUCCAUCGGCGACGUCUACGGCGGUACUCACCGUUACUUUACCAAAGUGGCCCAAGCGCACGGUGUGGAGACCGACUUCACCAACGACUUGGUGAGAGACCUUCCAAAGUUGGUGAAGAGCAACACCAAGCUUGUAUGGAUUGAGUCUCCCACCAACCCAACGCUGAAGGUUACCGAUAUCCAACAGGUCAACGACAUCGUCCGCAAGAUCAAUCCAGAGAUCCUACUGGUAGUCGACAACACCUUUUUGUCGCCAUAUCUGUCUAACCCGCUAGACUUUGGCGCCGAUGUCGUGGUUCACUCCGCUACCAAGUACAUCAACGGUCACUCCGAUGUCGUGCUCGGUGUGUUGGCCACCAACAACGAGGAGCUGUACACCAAGCUGCAAUUCUUGCAAAACGCCAUCGGUGCUAUUCCUUCGCCCUUCGAUUCCUGGUUGGCUCACAGAGGUCUGAAGACUCUACACCUGCGUGUGAGACAGGCCUCUAUUUCUGCCGGCAAGAUCGCCCAAUUCCUAAACGACAGUGAAUUUGUUGAGUCCGUCAACUACCCGGGCCUAAAGACCCAUCCAAACUAUGAUGUUGUGCAAAAGCAGCACCGCGAGGCCCUUGGAGGUGGUAUGAUUUCUUUCAGAAUCAAGGGCGGUGCCGAAGCCGCUUCCAAGUUCAGCUCUGCCACCAGAUUAUUCACCUUGGCCGAAUCUUUGGGCGGUAUUGAGUCUUUGCUCGAGGUUCCUGCCGUCAUGACCCACGGUGGUAUUCCAAAGGAGCAGAGAGAGGCCAGUGGGGUCUACGACAACUUGGUCAGACUUUCUGUUGGUAUCGAAGACGCUGAUGAUCUACUGGAUGACAUCAAGCAAGCUAUGCAAAAGGUUAGCAAUUAG